AUGCAGAUUUGCCAAACGAAGCUUACCUUCACCUUCCCUAAUCCCACAAACCCCAAUUUCUGCAAACCCAAAUCUCUCUUGCUCGGCUUUCAAUGGCCUCCACCUCGUCGCCUUGCCUUGCCGCCUUGCCGUGGCUUCAGCUCCGAUGAAUUCCCCGUCGACGAGACAUUCCUCGAGAAAUUCGGACCCAAGGACAAAGACACGGAGGACGAAGCUCGCCGGCGCAACUGGAUCGAGCGUGGGUGGGCUCCUUGGGAGGAGAUUCUCACACCGGAAGCCGAUUUCGCACGCAAAUCGCUGAACGAAGGCGAGGAAGUUCCGCUUCAGUCACCGGAGGCGAUCGAGGCGUUCAAGAUGCUGAGACCGUCGUACCGGAAGAAGAAGAUCAAGGAGAUGGGGAUUACGGAGGACGAGUGGUACGCAAAGCAGUUCGAGAUCAGAGGGGACAAACCGCCGCCUCUGGAUACUUCCUGGGCUGGGCCGUUGGUGGUCAGGCAGAUUCCGCCGCGGGAUUGGCCGCCGAGAGGGUGGGAAGUUGAUCGGAAGGAGCUUGAGUUCAUAAGGGGAGCUCAUAAGCUAAUGGCUGAAAGGGUCUGGAUUGAGGAUUUGGAUAAGGAUUUGAAUGUAGGAGAGGAUGCUACUGUUGAUAAGAUGUGUUUGGAGAGGUACAAGGUCUUCUUGAAGCAAUACAAUGAAUGGGUCGAAGCUAAUAGAGAUAGGUUAGAGGAAGAAUCUUACAAGCUCGAUCAAGAUUUUUAUCCAGGUAGGAGGAAAAGAGGGAAGGAUUACGAAGAGGGGAUGUAUGAGCUUCCCUUCUACUAUCCAGGGAUGAUUUGUGAAGGGGAAGUUACGACUUUGCAUCUGUAUCAGGGAGCAUUUGUUGACAUUGGAGGUGUUCAUGAAGGAUGGGUUCCUAUCAAAGGUAAUGACUGGUUUUGGAUCCGGCAUUUCAUAAAAGUUGGGAUGCAUGUUAUCGUCGAGAUCACGGCAAAAAGAGAUCCAUACCGGUUUCGGUUUCCCUUAGAGUUGCGCUUCGUUCAUCCUAAUAUAGAUCACAUGAUCUUUAAUAAAUUUGACUUUCCACCGAUAUUCCAUCGUGAUGGGGAUACUAAUCCAGAUGAGAUAAGGCGAGAUUGUGGAAGACCUCCUGAGCCUAGAAAAGAUCCAGGAUCCAAGCCAGAGGAGGAAGGGCUUCUCUCUGAUCACCCGUAUGUCGACAAGUUGUGGCAGCUGCAUGUAGCUGAGCAAAUGAUUUUGGAUGAUAUCGAAGCCAACCCUGAAAAGUACAAAGGCAAAAAGCUAUCAGAGCUAUCGGAUGACGAAGGCUUUGACCAACAAAAGGAUAUCGAGCACGGCGAAGGUUAUUAUAAGAAAACCAAAUUGCCCAAAGUGAUUCUGAAAACAAGUGUCAAGGAACUUGACUUAGAUGCUGCCUUGGUAGAGCGCAAGUACCACAAUAAGCUGAUGAUGGAAGCUAAAGCAAGGGGAGAAGGAUACAAAAUCGACAAGCUAAGAAGAAACAUUGAGAUGGACGAGUAUGACACCUUGCACUGGCGCCGAUCUUUGGAGGAAAGAGAAGCAUUGCUCAGAGAUAUCAGCUCUCGUCAAGCGCUUGGUUUACCAUUGGAGGAACCAGGGAGGUAUAAGCCAGGAAAUUUCUUUGGGAAAGACCAAUACGAUCCAACAAGCGCAUUGUACCAAUAUGACUACUGGGGAGAGCCAAAGAACUCAGAGAUUAGCAAGCAAGAGAGAAUGAAGGAUGCACACAACAAAUCCAUUGUUGGGAAAGGCAAUGUGUGGUACGAUAUGUCUUACGAUGAUGCCAUUAAGCAGUCGAUUGAAAGAAGAAAAGAUGGGUCUAACUUGGCGAAUCAACAAGAAGAAGAAGAAGAAACAGAGUCUGAGGAUGAGGAAGAAGAAGACGAAGAUGAUGAUGACGAGUUUGAUGAUUUUGACUAUAGCAUUCUGAGUGAUGAGAGUAGUAUCGGUUACUCGGAACAGCAACCUGUUGUUAACGGUGCUCAAGUCUUCACAGAUUGA
Messenger RNA from Microthlaspi erraticum, 2040 nucleotides. The record is from the annotation of a GenBank genome assembly. Lineage: Eukaryota; Viridiplantae; Streptophyta; Magnoliopsida; Brassicales; Brassicaceae.